Misgurnus anguillicaudatus (oriental weatherfish) is the source of this 3916-nucleotide messenger RNA. The record is from RefSeq and is a predicted model, not a curated record. NCBI's taxonomy places the organism in Eukaryota, Metazoa, Chordata, Actinopteri, Cypriniformes, Cobitidae.
GUCAUAAAUACGUAUUUCCUUGUCCGUGUAUACUCUGAUGUUUGUAAACCAGACAAUCAGUCUUAGUUGUUCAAUUGUCGUCAGGUUUCAUGUUAGUAAUAAGUUCAUCCAACGUUUGAAUGAUGCACUGUUGCCUGAUCCUCAUCUUUAUCUUAGAUGUUUUUGGACAGGGUUGGUGUCAAAACAAUACCACCAUUUACAGCAUCGCAGAACCACCCAACGUCUCAACAUCACCUGUCUUAACAACCGACGUCUCAACAUCACCUGUCUUAACAACUGACGUCUCAACAUCACCUGUCUUAACAACUGACAUCUCAACAUCACCUGUCUUAACAACUGACGUCUCAACAUUAGCUGUGUUAACAACCGACAUCUCAACAUCACCUGUCCUAACAACCGACGUCUCAACAUUACCUGUCUUAACAACCGAUGUCUCAACAUCACCUGUCUUAACAACUGACGUCUCAACAUUACCUGUGUUAACAACCGACAUCUCAACAUCACCUGUUUUAACAACCGAUGUCUCAACAUUACCUGUGUUAACAACCAACAUCUCAACAUCACCUGUCUUAACAACCGAUGUCUCAACAUCCCCUGUCCUAACAACCGAAGUCUCAACAUCACCUGUUUUAACAACCGAUGUCUCAACAUUACCUGUGUUAACAACCGACAUCUCAACAUCACCUGUCUUAACAACCGAUGUCUCAACAUCCCCUGUCCUAACAACCGACGUCUCAACAUCCCCUGUCCUAACAACCAAAGUUUCAACAUUACCUGUCUUAACAACCGACGUCGUAACAACCGACGUCCUAACAACCGACGUCGUAACAACCGACGUCCUAACAACCGACGUCCUAACAAUCGAUGUCCUAACAACCGACGUCCUAACAACAACCGACGUCCUAACAACCGAUGUCUCAACAUCCCAUGCCCUAACAACCAAAGUCUCAACAUCCCCUGUCCUAACAACCAAAGUCUCAAUAUCUCCUGUCCUAACAACCAAAGUCUCAACAUUACCUGUCUUAACCACUGACGUCGUAACAACCGACAUCCUAACAACCAACACCCUAACAACCAACGUCCUAACAACCAACGUCCUAACAACCGACGUCUCAACAUCCCCUGUCCUAACAACCGACGUCUCAACAUCCCCUGUCCUAACAACCGACGUCUCAACAUCCCCUGUCCUAACAACCGACGUCUCAACAUCCCCUGUCCUAACAACCAAAGUCUCAACAUCCCCUGUCCUAACAACCAAAGUCUCAACAUCCUCUGUCCUAACAACCAACGUCUCAACAUCCCCUGUCCUAACAACCAAAGUCUCAACAUCCCCUGUCCUAACAACCAAAGUCUCAACAUCCUCUGUCCUAACAACCAAGGUCUCAACAUUACCUGUCUUAACAACCAACGUCUCAACAUUACCUGUAAUAACAACCGAUGUCUCAACAUUACCUGUCUUAACCACCAUCUCAACCCUGGUGUGCGAAAAUGGAAACCUUGUAGCUGGGUUUUGCCUCUGUGAAGAUGAUUGGAGUGGAACUUACUGCAACAUUUCAAAUUUCUGCCCUGAGCAAAGACCCACAGCAACAUCCGGAUUUACCUUUCCAAAAACUGUCCUAGGCCGGUUUGCCUCAUCUAAAGAGCUAUGUGAAAGCGGACCAAAUGCUGGGAUUCCCAAAGCCUCAGCCCUCUGUAACAUAACAACCGGUGUGUUUAAUGCUCCAAACAUUCUGAAUUGUACUUUAACCUUGGACGACAUUGAUGCAGGGAUUUCUGGGGUUCCUGUGGAAGAAAAGAAAUCUUUGGCUUCCAGUACUCAGAUCCUUACAUCCAGACCAGAACGUCUGACACCCCAUAACAUCACAAAAGCAGUGAAUAUAGCCAACAUGCUGCUCUCCACUGAAACCAAUGGAUCAAUGGAUAUUGCUGUGUCUACAGUAGCCACGGUCAGUCAGCUCCUGAAUGCCAGUCAAGGGAAAUUCUCUGAUGUCGAUCAUGAUGCUCUUUCAAAACUAACACAGACUCUGCAGAAUUUCUCACUGCUCAAUGAAUCAAUUAAAUUCCUGGUACAGCCGAAUUUAGCAGUGCAGUCCUUUAAGGGGAAACCUGGGACUCAACAUGUGCAGUUAACCUUAUUUAAUGCAACAGGCAAUGAUACCUUUAUACCUGGCAGAAUAAAACUGGAUUCAAAUACGAAGCCUUUUCCAGAAGAGAUAGUUGACCUACAGAUGAAUAUUACAUUCAGUAAAGGACUGAACAAAGGCGUUGGGUUUGUUCUCUAUAAUAGCGACCAUUUCUUUCCGUCAAAAAGCUUUAAGCCUUCUCUGAAUACCAAGAGAAGAGUUUUAUCUGCUAACCUGUUCGAAAAUGGAUCAGACGCCAUGGAAGUCCAGUUUUCAGUCACACCAUCGAAUGAUUCCACGAUGUCCCUCGACGACUUUGCAUGCGUGUUUUGGAGUUACAGCGAAAACGACUGGAGUACAAAAGGCUGCACAAAAAAGAGUUUCUCGGGUCACGCACAGUGCAGCUGUACAUCUGAUCGACGUGAAAAUAAUUUCAACUUAAAUAAGAACUUUGCAGUCCUGAUGUCUUUCAAUAUAAACUAUCAGUAUUCAGAAGCAUUAAACUGGAUCAGCAUUACCGGCUGUACUCUUUCUAUAUUGGGUCUUGCUGUCACAGCAGUUUACCAAAUUGCAACCAGGAAGUCAAGGGGAUGCAGCCCGACUCUGCUUUUGGUGAACAUCUGCUUGAGCAUGAUGAUUUUCUACCUUCUCUUCAUCUUUGGCAUUAACAACCCUGUCCAUCAUGCAGAAGUGGCUAAUGUUUCAGCAGAAAAUCUUGUUCCUGUGUCAGAUUAUCAUCAAUAUUCUGACGAGGGUCCUUGUACGGCACUUACAGCCUUGAUUCAUUUCUUCUUGUUAGCCACAUUCACUUGGAAUACUCUGUAUGGAAUUAAUGUGUUCCUCCUCUUCAAAACCACAAUGUCUGGAACACCUCCAUGGUUUCCCAAGGUGUCCCUAGCAGUCGGCUGGGGGUUUCCUGCCAUCAUUGUUGGUAUCUCACUGGGUUCCACUUACAGAGUCGAAGAUCCUUUAGGUUAUCGACAAGAAGAGUUUUGCUGGCUGGCUUUCUUGGACCCCAAACAGAAUUUCGAUAUGAGGAAGCCAAUGUUCUGGGGAUUUCUGCUUCCUUUGGUUAUCAUGCUGAUCUCCAACAUGGCAACAUUGGUGUAUUUCGCUCAGAACAUCUGCAAGACCAACCCUAAUUUAAACCGUUCGCAUCAAAGUCCUCUAAAGAAGAAGAUUCUGAGUAGUUUUUCUCUGGCUGUGAUGCUUGGUCUAUCGUGGGUCACUGGUUACAUGUUGCUUAUCACCCAUGAACCAACUCUUCACCUCAUCCUGAGCAUAGUUUUUUGUGUCUGCAACACAACACAGGGCAUACAAAUAUUUAUUUUAUUCACUCUGAGAUCCGUAAUAAAAUCAAAUCCAGGCAUUCUCAAAGCUAUGAAUGCACCCAAAAUUGCCAUUCACAGGAAAGGGUUCUUCCUAUGGAAAUUUAACACAGAAGAAAGCAAUGAAAUCUACAGACCCACUGAUCCUGACUCCGCUGAGAUGUCAUCGCUGAGCUGAAGUAGAUCAUUGGAGGCUGUGGCUGUGCUGAUCACAUCAAUAUAAAGGCACAACAUGAAGUGAAUCUCAUGUUAAAUGGAUGCUGAGAAAGGAGGAUGCCAACUUGAAUUAUGGUGGAUGCAUGUGUGAUGGGUGUCAUUAUUUUAGAAAUGAAUUUUGUAUGCAACUCAGUUUUAUAUAACAGGCAUUUUAGAUGCGUGUCGAUUUCUUAAAAUUAUUCAAAUUUGAUGUUUUAAUUGCAUUCAAUCUUUUUUACAGGCAACAAUUUUCAAAGUUAAAGUUGAACA